Molecule: messenger RNA, 1871 nt
Organism: Abrus precatorius (Indian licorice)
Lineage: Eukaryota; Viridiplantae; Streptophyta; Magnoliopsida; Fabales; Fabaceae
Product: oligouridylate-binding protein 1-like
Exons: 12
Coding region: 252-1487 (411 amino acids)
Cellular component (GO): cytosol
Molecular function (GO): mRNA binding
Source: RefSeq, a predicted model, not a curated record
AAACUCAAGUUUGUCGGAAAGGAAGUCCCUCCAACCCAGUAACCAGUAUCACCUUCUUCUUCUUUUGUUUGUUUCUCUUCCUUCCCUCUUCCCUCUCUUCCGAGGGUUUUUUUCUUUUUCCUUUUUUUUUCCUUUUUCUUUUUACUUUUAUUUUCUUUUAUACUUUCUCUUGUUUUUCAGUUUUUAUUGUAUAAAAUUUCCCCUCUAUCCCCAUUUCUUCGUCCUCUGCAACCCUAACCCUAGAAUUGAAGAUGCAGUCGCAGAGGUUAAGGCAGCAUGCCAUGAUGCAGCACUCUCUCUAUCACCACCCGGCCCUCCUAACUCCUCCUCAGAUAGAGCCUAUCUUGAGUGGAAAUCUGCCUCCUGGCUUUGAUUCGAGUACAUGCCGCAGUGUUUAUGUUGGCAACAUUCAUCCUCAAGUUACAGAAGCCCUUCUUCAAGAGCUAUUUUCAAAUGCAGGUGCCCUUGAAGGAUGCAAGCUUAUUAGGAAAGAGAAGUCAUCCUAUGGCUUUGUGGACUACUUUGAUCGCAGUUCAGCCGCAUUUGCUAUCGUAACUCUCAAUGGGAGGAAUAUUUUUGGGCAGCCUAUUAAAGUUAACUGGGCUUAUGCUAGCAGCCAGAGAGAGGAUACUUCAGGUCACUUUAAUAUUUUUGUCGGUGACCUUAGUCCUGAGGUCACUGAUGCAACACUGUAUGCUUGCUUCUGUGUAUACCCUAGUUGCUCUGAUGCAAGGGUAAUGUGGGAUCUGAAGACAGGCCGUUCCAGGGGAUUUGGCUUUGUUUCUUUCCGGAAUCAGCAGGAUGCCCAAAGUGCCAUAAAUGAUUUAACUGGAAAAUGGCUUGGAAGUCGACAGAUUCGUUGUAAUUGGGCCACAAAAGGGGCCAAUGCCAAUGAUGAAAAGCAGAGUUCAGAUUCUAAAAGUGUUGUGGAGUUAACUAAUGGAACAUCCGAAGAUGGCCAGGAAAUAACGAAUGAUGACACUCCAGAGAAGAAUCCUCAAUAUACCACUGUUUAUGUUGGCAAUCUUGCUCCAGAGGUUACUUCUGUUGAUCUCCAUCAACAUUUUCAUGCUCUUGGUACUGGAACUAUUGAAGAUGUUAGGGUGCAGCGAGACAAAGGUUUUGGGUUUGUAAGAUACAGUACACAUGCUGAAGCAGCUCGUGCUAUACAAAUGGGUAAUGCUCAAGUUCUCUUUGGCAAGCCGAUCAAGUGUUCAUGGGGUAGCAAGCCUACUCCUCCUGGAACAGCAUCUACGCCCCUUCCUCCACCUGCAUCUGCAAAUGUUGCAGGCUUUUCACUUGCUAGUCUUGCAGCAUAUGAACGCCAAAUGGCUUUGAGUAAAAUGGGUGGUCCACAUGCUCUUAUGCAUCAGCAAGGUCAACAUUCCCUAAAGCAGGCAGCCAUGGGCAUCGGUGCUCCUGGGGCCGGUUAUGAUGCAAGGUUCCAGAGUGUUGCGACCACCCAGCACCUAAUGUAUUAUCAGUAAAACGUGUUGUGCAGCUCCUUACGAUAUACAAGGAGGAUUAAAGUCAAUUGAACCGCUAGAACGGUUCUACAAUACCGUUACUUUCUUCCUUUCCCUACCCUCUUCUUACUUUAUCCUCCCCAGUUUUUCUUUUGCGUCCUUCUGCGCAUAUUUAUGCUUCGUAAAUUUGUAUUACUACAAUGUCUUAGCUGUUGUGUGCAUGAAUAGUGUGUUUUCUAUUUUCUAAUGGCGAAGAUUGUAUGAUUCGAUUGUGUCGUUCAUGGAGUUUUUGCCUUUUUACUGUUUUGGAGUUAUCAAGCUUUGCUUAGUUAUUAACUUCAGUCCAAGUGUCAAACUUUUUGUCUUAAUCUUUCAUGUUUAUACAAUUUUGUCUUAGGCUUUGCU